UCCAACAAGUGCUGGCACCGUGGGCUCCGCUCUAGACCGUUAGUACCAGUUGCCAGGCUCUGCUUGUGCUCACUUCUCGCCUCCCUCCCCAGCACACAUGUAAUCCGAAACCUCACAUCUCCAGAACGACCAACAACAAAAAAAAUAGAGUCAGGCAGAGACAGCAGCUGGCUGUCAGCAGCAGAGUGGAGAGGAGCCAAGCGAGGAAAGAACCCCAAGCCAGAGAGGGGCAGGAUGGGGGGAGAGAGCCGUGAAGUUUAAGAAGACAGAAAAACAACCACCGGAGGUGGAGGACAGUCCUGCGGCGCUGUUGGGUGUAACACAACGUGAACAGUGCUGGCCAGGAUGUCUUCUGAAGGCUUUCUGAAGGAAAUACAGACCAUUGGUGAGAAGUUCCUGCUUAAGCUCCAGAAGCUGCCCAAGGCUGAACCCGUGGAGAUAGUGUCAUUUUGUAUUAUCCUCUUCUUUAUCGUUACUGUGCUGUCACUGAUGAUCCUAGCCUGCAGCUGUUGCUGCUAUCGCUGCUGCUGCAAUGGAAGCCCUGAUCAGAGAGGCAGGAAGAUCCAGAUCCAGCCAACUGCUCAUGUGUGAAAUGCAUCAGGAGAAGACAGUGAAAGAGGACAUAGGAGCCACUGUGGCUGAAUGGCCUGGGAAUGACCCUCUCUACACUAACCCUCUGAACGGGCUGGUGGGAGUGAAUGAGAAUACGCUGCAGAGGUAGGGUACGUCUUCACUACCCGCCGUAUCGGCGGGUAGCAAUCGAUUUAUCUGGGAUCGAUAUAUUGCGUCGCGUUAAGACGCGAUAUAUCGAUCCCCGAACGUGCUCACCGUUGACGGGGGAGCCGCGGCCAUCGAUCCCGCGCAGUCUCGACCCCAGGUAAUUCGAUCCAAGAUACUUCGACUUCAGCUACGCUAUUCGCAUAGCUGAAGUUGCGUAUCUUGGAUCGAUCCCCCCCAGUGUAGACCAGCCCGUAGGGUGACCAGAUGUCCUGUUUUUAAAGGGACAGUCCAGUUUUUUGGGGACUUUUUCUUAUAUAGGCGCCUGUUACCCCCAACCCCGAUUUUUCACAGUUGCUAUCUGCUAACCCUAUGCAGAGGAGGAAAGUGGAUCAUAAGAUGGACUAGGUUGUUCUGCAAUGAUCACUGCCUGGGUCUGUGAUGUGGCCACAUAUGUAACAGUAUUCUGACAUCCUUGUCUCCUUGCCAUAGAAAGAAACAAAAACAGACUUUUCCCAAAGCGAACAUUGCAGCUGGGCUGGCAGAAAAUUCCAACAGGCUCUCUCUUUGUGAGCAAAGAGCAGCAAACCACAAAGAGCACAUGCAGACUGCCCCGGGGUUAGGAAGGUCCCCUGCUCUCUUGAUAAAUGACCUAAUCCAGUGAGGUGGUGCUGGGCACUAGCAAUUUCUACUGUCAUCACUGGAGAUAUCCAUUACCAGCACCCGUCAGGAUCAAGCCCAAAGCAAGUAUGGCUUUUCCUUCCCUGUUCUACUUUCUUUAAAACCAUGAGUAAUAGAGUACGUGAAAUUUAACAGAGCCAUCCACUCAGAGCACAGCAUGACAUGAACUUUCAGCUGGCACAUGAGCUCAGAGACUGGAAGUACAGUUGGCAUCAAAUGCUCCCUGCUUUUAUUUUCUCAGUGUUACAAAGACAAGAAAACUGCUAAAGAGGAAAAUAAUUAGACUAUGUGCAAUAUCCAUCAUACACUGAAGGAUGAAGGCAAGAGGGGAAAACCCUAACACAAAUUGUUUUGUUUGCUUGCCCUGCCAGUAAUCAUUUUUUAAAAAAAGGUUUUUAUUUAGAUCCUUCGCUUCCAUGAAAAAGUGUUGCUUUUUCUGCAUAUUGCAGGGUGAGUGUUCAGUACAGGGCAUGGGGCACUGAAGCAGAUGUACAAAUCCCCAUUAUUAUUCAUGGGAGUAGCAUGCCUCGCUCCCUGCACUAAAGAAGGCCGGUGUGUAGUUUAUAUUAACGGCAGCACAUGUUUAAGGUAUAUUUAUUCACACAUGUAUUUCAGAGAAAGAAUAUACAGUGAGGGCAGUGUUAAUUCAGGAUAUAUAUGCAGCAGCUGAGAGAUGGCAUCAUGACAAGUGGUGGAGCAAACUGGAGCCAAACAAACUGUACCGCUAAAGUUAACAAGUGCAAAUAAAUACCUUUUCAACACUGCA
Messenger RNA from Malaclemys terrapin pileata, 2164 nucleotides. RefSeq names its product small integral membrane protein 5 (gene SMIM5). The transcript is spliced from 3 exons. The record is from RefSeq and is a predicted model, not a curated record. NCBI's taxonomy places the organism in Eukaryota, Metazoa, Chordata, Testudines, Emydidae. Bases 346 to 591 code for a protein of 81 amino acids.